Molecule: messenger RNA, 1335 nt
Organism: Oppiella nova
Lineage: Eukaryota; Metazoa; Arthropoda; Arachnida; Sarcoptiformes; Oppiidae
Source: the annotation of a GenBank genome assembly
GCGAACGAAACGCAUAACAGGUGUCGCUAUCUGUCACUCAAACAUUGUUUUUGUGUUGUUUAGCGUGAAAUGUAAACACCAUUUGAGUGACAAUUAGCUGAUCCCAAGAAACGACAUCAGCGCCAAGACAUGGACGAGCCCUUCUCCAACCCAUUGGCGCCCCCAUCGGCACCGGUGGCCGACAGGCGGGAAAUCUCCAGACAGGACUCGGCGCCGACAGACACUCAACCGCUCACUAACGCAGACUUCAGGAAACUAAUGAUGACUCCGAGGGUAGGCCUGUCCUCGUCGUCGUCACUAUCGGGCGGCACCGGUAUGUCGUCCGUACGCGAGUCGACACGCGGUCAACGGCCGGCUCUGAAGGCGGACUCCAAUGAGAACCGACAGAAGAAGAAGAAGCUGUUCGCCACUCUUAAGCGUCAAGAGGACGACACUCUGACAGAACUGGCCAAACGGUACAGAGAUAGGGCCCGAGAGCGCAGGGAUGGCGCCAAUCCUGACUACGGACACGAGGCCAACGAGUCGUCUUCCGUGGCCCCGAACGCCGCCUACAGAGCGGUGGCGCCGGACCUGAAGUCCGGGUUAGACGCGGCCGAACGGCGCAAGAAAGUGAUCCAGGAGUCCAAGUACUUGGGCGGAGAUAUGGAGCACACCCACCUCGUCAAGGGGCUCGACUAUGCGCUCCUCCAUAAGGUUAAGGCCGAGAUCACUAGUAAGGAGAGAGAGGACGACGUGGAGAAUGAGGCCAAUGAGGAGGAAGAGGAACAGGAGGCGAUGGACACGAAAAGGUCGAAGAAGUCUGCGGCCACUGUUCCCGAUAUACCCGUCGAAGCGGACGAUCCGUUUGCGCUGAAGAGUAAAAUCGCCAAAAAUAUAGUGAAUGUACUCUUCAAUAGAGCGCCGCCCGAUAGGAAUGAACUCUUUUUGACCGGAAGAAUGGCUUAUGUCGUCGAUUUAGAGGAUGAGUUCCCCGACAGCGAUAUCCCGACGACAGUCAUCCGAAGCAAAGCCGACUGCCCUAACAUCGAGUCGAUGACCACAUUAAGCACUAACGAUAUAGUGAUCAACAAAUUGACUCAAAUCCUGUCAUACCUACGACAGGGCGGCGCCGGCAGGAAGACUAAGAAAGCGAAGGAAAAGAUCCCAUUGAUUGGCGAAGACGGCGGCAAAAAGAGUGAUAAAUUGGCACAAAAUCAACCGAAAGGCGACAGUAUUUACGACGACGUCGGAGAUUAUGUGCCGGACUUGAAGAAGAGGGAGAGUAGGAGUGAUAGGGAAAGGGAUAAGAGUAGAGGUCAUAGGGAUAGGGAUCACCGGAAUAGAGAUCGCGAGAGA